AUGGCAUCAUCAUGGACAAGGCACGACGGUGGCCCUUAUGCAUCGACCCACAAGGGCAAUCGGUGGAUCAAAAAGAUGGGGCAACUGCUGCUGGUUGUGGCGAAGUUGACGGAUAGCGACUAUCAGCGCUUGGAAGGUUGCAUCCAGUUUGGCAACCCCAUCGAAAAUGUCGAGGAUCGAUCGGAGGGCGAGACGGAUCCGGUGGAACCGGUCCUCUUGCAGACCUUCAUGGGAAGCGUGGGACUACAAGAUCAGUUGCUGAACAUUGUGGUUGAAAAGGAUCUGGCAGAGGAAAAGGCCAGAUUGGUGGAAGGUGAGAACAAGGAGCAAUUGGAAGUCACUGAGAAUAAGAUCCUGGAUGUUCUCAGUUCUUCCCAGGGCAACAUCCUUGAAGAUGAAGCUGCAGUGCAGGUCAGUAGGAUCGUUGAAUGA
This is a messenger RNA of Cladocopium goreaui, 432 nucleotides long. NCBI's taxonomy places the organism in Eukaryota, Dinophyceae, Suessiales, Symbiodiniaceae. The record is from the annotation of a GenBank genome assembly.